AUGUGUUUAAAUGGUUGAGUGUGUAAUAGCGAAGCAGCUGGUCGUGUCAUUGUUAAUAACUUGGUGGCAAAUUUAACCUUGAAUAAGGAAUAGAAAAAUAUUAAUAAUUUUCAUUCAAAGACGGAAUAAUCGAAAUACAAUGUACGAGAUCGCUCCAAUAGAUAAAGAAAACCAAUUGAAAAUAUGGAAAACAAAGUUCGAAGAAAAUUCACUGACUCAGCUCGAUUUUGCAACAUUCAUACAGUGCAAAGCACCUGAUUUUCUACACGUAAAUCAACAACCAAAUUCCGAUUUAGGAGGCUACACGUAUGAUGAACAAGCUGCUCAAGAAAAUGUUGUUGAAUUACUGGAAACGAUUAUAUGCGGAGAAAACUCACAAACUUUUUGGGACAGAAUUAAACUUGAUGACAAUGCGACUGUGUGUGGAAAAGUAUUCAAAAUCGGUGAACCUACAUACAGUUGUCGUGAAUGCACAAUGGACACAACUCAUCUUUCGUUGAACCUGGUGACGAUCGCUCGUUUUUUAGUUGGACUGUACGGAAAAGAUGUUCAACAGAACAUAUGAACGCAACGAAGGAUUCCAAAAACCAAGCAAGCUGCAG
Messenger RNA from Uranotaenia lowii, 602 nucleotides. RefSeq names its product E3 ubiquitin-protein ligase UBR1-like. The record is from RefSeq and is a predicted model, not a curated record. The coding region runs from base 140 to 565 and encodes 141 amino acids. The transcript has 4 exons. NCBI's taxonomy places the organism in Eukaryota, Metazoa, Arthropoda, Insecta, Diptera, Culicidae.